AUGACGGCGCGGCGGGAGGCGGCGGCCGGCUCCCCCUUCCCUCAAUGCGGCGGCUGGGGGGCAGCCGCGCUGCGCCUCACCCUGGCGGUGCUCCUGCACUCGGCCCGGGCCGAGAAGGAAGCUUUCAUCCAGUCGGAUGGAAUAAUAGAAAUGCUACGUUUUGAUGAAGGAGACCUUUUGCAGACUGAGACAACUAUAGGCCUCAGUUCAUAUCAACAGAAAAGUGUAUCCCUGUAUCGGGGAAAUUGCCGACCUCUGCGGUUCGAGCCACCGAUGCUGGAUUUCCAUGAACAGCCAGUUGGAAUGCCAAAAAUGGAGAAAGUUUACCUACAUAACCCUAGCUCAGAAGAAACAAUUACACUAGUAUCAAUAUCUGCUACAACAUCGCAUUUUCAUGCGUCAUUUUUUCAAAAUAGGAAAAUUCUUCCAGGAGGCAAUACAUCCUUUGAUGUAGUUUUCCUCGCAAGAGUAGUGGGAAAUGUAGAGAACACUUUAUUUAUUAACACUUCUAACCAUGGGGUAUUUACUUAUCAGGUGUUUGGCAUUGGAGUAUCGAACCCCUAUCGUUUGCGCCCCUUUAUUGGGGCACGAGUUCCUGUAAAUAGCAGUUUUUCUCCUAUAAUAAAUAUACAUAACCCUCACAGUGAACCUUUGCAGGUAGUAGAAAUGUAUUCCAGUGGAGGUGAUCUCCAUUUAGAGCUUCCAACAGGUCAGCAAGGAGGUACAAAGAAGCUGUGGGAAAUACCUCCCUACGAAACAAAAGGUGUGAUGAGAGCCAGCUUUUCUUCGAGAGAAGCAGAUAAUCAUACAGCAUUCAUUAGAAUAAAAACAAAUGCCUCAGACAACACGGAAUUUAUCAUUCUCCCUGUUGAGGUAGAAGUUACAACAGCACCAGGAAUCUAUUCAUCAACAGAAAUGCUAGAUUUUGGUACGCUACGAACACAAGAUCUGCCAAAAAUUUUAAAUCUGCAUUUAUUAAAUUCAGGAACAAAAGAUGUGCCAAUUACAAGUGUGAGACCUACACCACAGAAUGAAGCUAUAACAGUGCAUUUCAAACCAGUUACGUUAAAAGCCUCUGAAAGUAAAUAUACCAAAGUUGCAAGUAUUAGCUUUGAUGCAUCAAAAGCAAAAAAAGCAUCACAGUCUUCUGGGAAAAUAACUGUUAAAGCAAAAGAGAAAAGCUACUCCAAACUUGAAAUUCCCUAUCAAGCAGAAGUAUUGGAUGGGUAUUUAGGGUUUGAUCAUGCUGCUACGCUUUUUCACAUCCGUGACGGUGCUUCUGAUUCUGUGGAAAGACAAAUCUAUCUAACAAACACAUUCAAUUUUGCAGUCCUUAUACAUGAUGUUGUGUUACCAGAAGAAGCAAAACCAAUGUUUAAAGUCCAGAACUUCAGCAAACCUGUCUUAAUUCCACCCAAUGAAUCCAGAUAUAUAUUUACACUUUACUUUAUGCCUUCCACAUCAUCUGUCCAUAUAGAUAACAAUAUUCUACUUAUCACCAAUGCUUCUAAAUUUCACCUACCCGUUCGAGCAUACACAGGAUUCUUAGAUUACUUUGUACUGCCUCCAAAAACUGAGGAACGAUUUAUAGAUUUUGGCAUAUUGAGUGCAGCAGAAGCUAGCAGCAUUUUAUUUGCCAUCAUCAACAGCAAUCCAAUAGAGCUGGCUAUAAAAAGUUGGCAUAUUAUAGGGGAUGGUUUGGCCAUAGAACUCCUAACAACUGAAAAGGGAAAUAGAACAACAGUAAUUGCAAACCACCACAAACUACAAAAUGCUGGUGCAUCUGAUCAGUCUUCAGUGAUACUAACAUCAGGUUAUUAUGCUGUGUUUAGAGUAAAACUAAUAGCAAAAGAACUUGAAGGAAUUCACGAUGGAGCUGUGCAAAUCACAACAGAUUAUGAGAUUUUAACUAUACCAGUGAAAGCAGUGAUUGCUGUAGGCUCACUGACUUGCUCCCCAAAACAUAUAUUUCUUCCACCUUCUUUUCCGGGGAAAGUAGUUCACCAGAGCCUGAACAUUAUGAACUCCUUCUCUCAGAAAGUGAAAAUACAGCACAUACGUUCCCUGUCUGAAGAUGUAAGGUUUUAUUAUAAGAGACUGAGAAGUAAUAAAGAAGAGCUGGAGUCGGGAAAGAAGUCAAAGAUUGCAAAUAUUUAUUUUGAUCCUGGUUUACAAUGUGGGGAUCACUGUUACGUAGGAUUGCCUUUUCUAUCUAAAUCGGAAUCUAAAGUUCAGCACAGCCUAGCAAUGCAAGAAGAUAUGUGGGAUUCUGACUGGGAUUUGCAUGAGAACUUGUUCAAAGCGUGGACAGAAAUAAAAGAGAACUCAAGCCAUAGGCUGAAUGCAAUAUUUGAAGUGGACACAGAUCUUCAGAAGGAUGUUCGGUUGACAGUUACUGCAGAAAUGGCCUGGCCUUCCAUACUUAGCUCCCCACGCCUGUUGAGCUUCCCACUCACCAAUACUAACAGUUCAUCAGAAGAAGAAAUUUUUCUUGAAAAUCCAGCUGAUGUUCCUGUGUAUGUUCAGUUCCUUCCUGUAGCCCUGUACUCUAACCCAUCCAUGUUUGCUGAUAAAAUGCUAGAACGGUUUAAUUUGAGUAAGCCAAUGGAUUUCAACCUGAGGACUCUAGAAUUCCAGGUCUUCAGAAAUUGUGUCCAGCCUCUGCAGAGCACUGUCGGACUUACAAAAGGCCUGGCUCGUCAUUCAGUUCUAAGCCUAAUGUUAAAACCUGGGGAAAGGAAGUCAGUCAAAGUAAAAUUCACUCCAGUUCUUAACAAAACUGUUUCAUCAUUAAUUGUUAUCAGAAAUAAUUUGACUGUAAUAGAUGCCAUAAUGGUACAAGGACAGGGAACAACCGAGAGCUUGAAGGUUGCAGGCAAACCUCCUGGUCUUGGAAGUUCUUUACGCUUUAAAAUCACGGAAGCACUAUUAAAAGACUGUUCAGAAAAAAUGAAAUACAAAGAACCAAAUUUCACUCUCAGAAGAACGUUUAAAGUGGAAAACACAGGGCAGCUGCAGAUUAACGUGAAAACUAUGGAAAUCAGUGGCUAUACAUGUGAAGGAUAUGGAUUUAAAGUAGUUAACUGUCAAGAGUUUGCACUAAGUGUCAAUGCCUCUAAAGACAUAGUCAUACUGUUUACACCAGAUUUCACUGCUUCCAGAGUAAUUCGUGAAUUAAAACUCAUCACAGCAGGAGGCUCUGAAUUCAUAUUUAUCUUGAAUGCAUCCCUUCCAUAUCAUAUGCUAGCAACAUGUGCAGAAGCGUUGCCCAGGCCCAACUGGGAAUUGGCACUGUACAUCCUUACCUCAGGAAUAAUGAGUGUACUCUUUCUCCUAGUAAUCGGAACAGCCUAUCUAGAAGCUCAAGGAAUCUGGGAGCCAUUUAGAAGACGCUUGUCUUUCGAGGCCUCAGGCCCACCCUUCGAUAUGGGAAGGCCACUUGAUCUCAGGAGAAUAGUUGGAAUUUCGUCUGAUGGAAACUUGAACGCGCUUGGAUCAGAUUCUAAUCAUGGUCCUUCCAGAGGGAUCUAUGGAGCAGGCAGUUCGUCUUCACGAUCCAGUGCAGGGAAUCAUAAACAAUGCAGUGCAACAGCACACCUUCACAGCAAUAGAAAUGCACCUGAUGUUGAAAACAUCAAAUCCAAAAACAGUUCAAACAUGCCUAGUAAUAGGACUUCAACACAAGCAACUUCCGUGCAGUCAGUGAACAGAGCAGGCCCCUUUACCUUGGAUUCAGGUGCCACAGCUCAGACGCAUGCCGCAAGCAAAAGAGCCAAGGGCACAAGGCAGAACCAGCAGCCAACACAGCAGCAGACGACGGCUUUGGCAGAGCAGCCCCUCCAGCAACCCCCAGGAUCUGGGUCCCAGCAGCAAGAGCAACAGACUGAAAGCGCUUUGCCACAGCUACCGCUUCUCAGCCCGCCUCAUGCCGAGUGUGCCAGCAGCAGGAGGCACAGCUCAGAGGAUUCAGAUCUCACUGGACUCAUAGAAACUAUGGAAAAAGACUUUGACCACCCAGAAGCCCCUUCCCCAGAUGUGUUUACAGAGCAACCCCCAUCUCCACUAGCAAAAAACAAAGGGAAAGGGAAGGCACUUCAGCGAAAGGUGAAGCCACAAAAGAAACGGGAAGAAAAGGACAGAAGAGGAAAAGGGAAGCAACAGGAAGAUGAACUGAAGGAUUCCUUGGCAGAUGAUGACAGUUCUUCAACCACAACUGAAACCUCUAACCCAGAUACAGAACCACUUCUCAAAGAGGAACCUGAAAAACAAAAGGGAAAAGUUACACAGGAAAAACCGGAAAAUGAAAUGGUGCAAAUAAAACAGAAAAGUAAAAAACUGCUAACAAGUAUCAAGAAAGAAAUCCCUGUAGAUGUGAAAAGCAGUUCCUUGGAAUUACCUUAUACUCCCCCACUGGAAAACAAGCAGCGCAAAACCUUUCCAUCCAAGGUAUCCACACAGCACCUCUUGACGAAUGUGUCCAAAUCAAGAAACCUUCCAAAAACAAGAGGUCCAAACAAGUUAAUAGAGAGCAGGCCAUCAGUAUUAUCAAAGUUUCUCCCCAGUAGUUCUGGACAGGAGCUAGGAAACACCAGCAGCUCGGAAGGCGAAAAGGAUUCUCCUCCACCAGAGUGGGACUCUGUGCCACUUCACAAAGCUGGCAGCUCUACAGACAACCUUUAUAAACUCUCUCUGCAAACCAUGAAUGCAGAUGCUUUCCUGAAACAGCGACAGCCCUCACCUACACCUGCCUCUCCAUCUCCUCCUCCUCCUCCUCCUGCAUCCUUAGCUUUUGGGCCACGAGGAGGCACCUACAGCAGCAUUGUGAACAGCAGCUGCAGCAAUGAAACAAAAAGCAAGCAGCCCAGUGGUACCAAACACAAGCUGGCAAAGGCAGCUUCUCUUCCAGGAAGGAACGGAAACCCCACUUUUGCUGCUGUUGCUGCAGGUUAUGACAAGAGCCCAGGUGGCAGUGGCUUACCAAAGGUUCCCCCAACAAAGACAGAAGUUUCCAACAAUAUCAGCGUUUCCCACACAGUUGUUGACAGUGAUGGCUCUGACAGUUCGGGUUUGUGGAGUCCUAUCAGCAACCCCAGCAGUCCUGACUUCACACCUCUCAAUUCAUUCUCUGCAUUUGGACAUUCUUUUAACUUAACUGGAGAGGUUUUUAGCAAGCUUGGUUUAGCUCGACCUGCGUAUGGGCAGGAUGUUCAGAGAAACUGGAGCGAGUUCAAUCAUGUUCCAUCAUCCAUUUGGGAUCCUUCAGCUACAGAUUCCAUACCCUCCUGGCCUACAAGCUCAAGUUCACCAACUCAUACAACUGCAUCUAUCCUUGGCAACCCGAGCGGCCUGUGGUCCACCACUCCAUUCAGCAGUUCCAUCUGGUCAAGUAAUCUCAACAGUGGCCUUCCCUUCACCACUCCAACAAAUGCCUUGUCAGGUAUUGAUCUUAUGGGGAACGAAAACUCCUCGCCACCACCUCCUCCAUCUGCUGCUGCCACUGUUGCCAAUCCGGCUGAAGAUAUGGGACAGACCUACAAUCCUUGGAGAAUUUGGAGCCCAACGAUUGGAAGAAGAAGUUCAGAUCCAUGGUCUAAUUCACACUAUCCUCACGAAAACUGAAACCCAAAGCUAAGCGAAAGAAAAGAACUUGAAUCCAGGUCAUGAUAUGAUUCUGAAUGCAAAUUUUUUGAAACAUCGUUUUCAGGCGCCUGUUGGUCAUGGCUAUUUUUUCCCUCCUCUCUCUCCCUCCCCCCGAGUCACACUUUCACCACUUGCUCCUCUUUAAAGUCUAUCCUGCAAUAUGGUAGUGUGAGAUUACAGAUAAGCUUGGGAAAGUCUGGGUGUGGCCGUAAAUCCAACCUACAGCCAAAGCUUGCAAAUCUGGACAAUUUCACUGCUUCCUAUUUCACCAUCUGCCAUUUCUAUGUAGGAAGCAGUUUGAACUACAAAAUGGUCCUGGCAUGCAAUACUUUUAUGGAAGCACCGGUUUUGAUUUUUAAAUUUUUUCCAGUAUUACCCUCCAACUUAUAAUUUAAAUAAGAAAAAAGGCACUUUGUGCUAAAAUGCAGAGUAUUUUUUUAAAAAUAAGGCUGUCUUUGUUAACACAGGUUCUAAGAAUGUAAAAAAAAUGAAAAAAAAAAAAAAAAAAAAAUUGAAAAAAGGAAAAAAGAAAAAAAGAAAAAUUCCACAACAGAACCAACACAGAACCUUAACAGCAAAAUGGCUGAAUGUAAGAGCAUUCUGUUAAGACUGUAACACACUUUCUGUGCUCUUUGUACAUUUGUAAACCUGAAUGCAUUUUUAAGUUGAAACGAAAUGCACACAGCCAAGACUUGUGGAAAAAACAAGAUACCUUGUGCAUUUCUUAUGGCUACAACUUUGGGUUGUACUUUAAAAUAAAUACUGCUUUUUUCAA
Lagopus leucura (white-tailed ptarmigan) is the source of this 6415-nucleotide messenger RNA. It is a transcript of the gene TMEM131, whose product is annotated as transmembrane protein 131. The record is from RefSeq and is a predicted model, not a curated record. Lineage: Eukaryota; Metazoa; Chordata; Aves; Galliformes; Phasianidae. Gene Ontology annotation, cellular component: membrane. The transcript has 41 exons. Bases 1 to 5619 code for a protein of 1872 amino acids.